Messenger RNA from Staurois parvus, 260 nucleotides. The record is from the annotation of a GenBank genome assembly. NCBI's taxonomy places the organism in Eukaryota, Metazoa, Chordata, Amphibia, Anura, Ranidae.
AUCGUUGUACGGGACCUCUGUGGGAAUUCAUAUUCCUGUGGCUCACAAGUAAUUUUUAAUUUUUUGUUCAGUAGGCAAGAUAUCGCUUCUGACAUCAUUGCUUACUACGUGUGAAAUCCUGUGAAUGAUCAGAGAUCACAUGGUACAAGGCUAUUCACAACAGCCUUGUACCAUGUGACAAGCUGUGACCAAUCACAGCUCACAUAGUAUUUCUCAAUGGCUGCAAGAUUGCAGCCAGAGAGAAGGAGAAAUUAUUGCUU